AAAGAAGAAGAAGAAGAAGAAGAAGAAGAAGAAGAAGAAGUGGUUAGCAAGAGAAAGAUAUCUGGCUAGUGUUGGACAUAUCGGUAACACUUGAAGUUGAUCAAUCAUGUCAGUGAAAUCGUGUUGUAUUUACAGUACGGGAGUGAUUUCUAUUCUAACUUUAAUAGCAGGCAUAGUUCUGGUGCUUUCGCAGGUGUUUCAAAAUAUCCUCAACGCGAAGAUAAAAAAGGAGAUUGUGCUCAGGAAUGGCACACAUGCAUUUGAUGUGUGGGAAAACCCACCUCCUCCAGUCUACAUGCAGUUCUACUUCUUUAAUGUGACCAACCCGGCAGAGGUACUGAAGGGAGAGCGGCCUGCUGUUCUCGAGGUCGGACCUUACACGUACAGGGAGUUUCGUCCAAUGGAGCGAGUGAAUUUCCUGGAGAAUGGAACCAAAGUAUCAGCUGUCAACACUAAGACCUAUGUGUUUCAGUCUGACAUGUCCAAAGGACCAGAGAGUGACCUGAUCAGAACAGUCAACAUCCCAGCUAUGACGGUGAUGGAAAAAUUCAAGGAUACGUCAUUUAUUGCCAAUAUCAUCUCAUCUUACAUGAAGUUAUUGAAUGAAGACCUGUUCACUACACACACUGUGGGAGAACUGCUUUGGGGCUAUGAGGAUGGCCUUCUCAAAGCUCUGAAAGUAGUGGACCAUACAUUAGAUGAUGUGUUUGGACUCUUCUACAAGCAAAAUGCUACAGAUGAUGGAGAGUAUGUGUUUCUGACCGGUCAGCAGAGUUAUAAGGACUUUGCCGUUAUAGAUCAGUGGAAGGGUCAAAGCGCUCUGAAUUGGUGGACCACAGAUGAGUGUAACAUGAUCAAUGGGACCAAUGGGGCCUCCUUUCAUCCAAUCAUCACCAAGAACGAGACCCUCUACAUGUUUUCCUCUGAUCUCUGCAGAUCUAUCUAUGCCAUCUAUGAGGAGGAGAGCAGUGUGAUGGGUGUCCCAGGCUACAGGUUCUCUCCACCCAGCAAGGUAUUUGCCAACACAACAGAGAACGCUGGUUUCUGUUCCCCACCAGGGAACUGUCUGGGCUCUGGCGUGCUCCAAGUCAGUGCCUGUAAACAAGAUGCUCCGAUCGUCAUGUCUUCUCCACACUUCUACCAGGCAGAUGAAAAGUUUGUCAAAGACAUCUUCGGGAUGAAACCAAACAAGAAGCAACACGAAACCAUCAUAGAUAUCAACCCGCUUACAGGCAUCGUACUUCAGGCUGCUAAGAGACUUCAAGUGAACGUGUUCGUUGAGAAGAUUCCUGUGUUUAGCCAAACAGGUGAUAUCAGGACUCUGGUGUUUCCUGUACUCUAUCUCAAUGAGAGUGUUGUGAUCGAUGAGGUAUCGGCCAAACAGCUGCAGGUGAUCGUGGCGGAGGGCAACAUAGUGGUCAACAUACCCUUUAUGCUGAUUGGCUUAGGCAUCCUCCUGGGCGUGAUCUUCAUGGUGGCCCAGUGUCGUCAACGGAUCCCAGAGAGCUCUUCUGCCGAACGCCAGCCCCUUCUGAACUCCUAGUCCCACAAGAAGUAGAAUUCCCUCCACCGGAAGUGGUAUCCUGGGAGGACAGGAUUAGGAUUGCCAUCCAUGUUUUGUUAACAAUAUCAAGGGUUCUGACUGUGUACUAUCUCCACUUUACCAGAUUUAAUCAGCUUCUACCCUGUAACCAUAACCUCACUAUUGACUCUACUGUAAGGCUAGAUCAACAACCAGAUUGAGAAUGUUUUUUAAUCUUUGAAAAUGAAUAGUUAAAAUUAUUUUUUUAAAGUCUUGACAUUUUAAUCUGUUUUUUUAUUUUUAUCCAAAAUUGUUUAGUUUUUUUAACAUGAGUUACACGGAAGCUGACUGUACAUUUUAUUUAAUAUUUUUUCUUGCUUUUAAAUGUUGUGUUUUAGGGUCACUGAUAGUAGGGAAUGGGAGAGGAUAGAAGCUCGGUCAGAUUGCCAAGAUCAUGUAAGCCAUUGAGAGGCUGUUGCUAAAGAAAUGCAAUAUUAUUAUAAUCUAUCGCUGUCAUCAUUAGGAUUCGGAAUGUUGUAAAACUUCAAUUAAUAGCCUGGGUGUUUAUUUGCUUAAAUCACUUAACACAACAGAUGUAUAUUAGAUACAGGCUUCUAUUUGAGGCAGGCGUCUAUUUCCUUAAUGCACACAACUUUUGUUAAUUUCCAUAGUUAAUUGUUUAAUUCCAGAAUUCACUUCCAGCAUUCUAAUCAUUUACAUACUGUCAAGUUUAUUUUCUGUUAGUAUGCCUUUUAUUUAGAAAAAAAAAAUGUUUCCUUGACAGAAUAAUGAUUCUCUUCUUUGACUGUACAUUUUCGGAAGUUCUUACUUUCACCACUAACUAGAGGGCGAUCUGACCGGGGGUCUGUACUCCCGAAGUUUUUGACUGUUUUUUGUGCUUGCCAGUUAGUUAGCAGUUCUCAGCUGUUAGCAGCCAAAUGCCAGAGGUUUCUUAAUGGCGAAGGGAAGUUAUUCUUAUAUUACACACCCCGGUGACAUUGUCACUUUUAUAUAUGUUUUUAUACUGCUUGUCAGCCCAUGAGGAAUGAUCUGUCUGGUCGGCCUAUGAGGAAUGAUCUGUCUGGUCGGCCCAUGAGGAAUGAUCUGUCUGGUCGGCCUAUGAGGAGUGAUCUGUCUGGUCAGCCAAUGAGGAAUGAUCUGUCUGGUUGGCCUAUGAGGAAUGAUCUGUCUGGUCGGCCCAUGAGGAAUGAUCUGUCUGGUCGGCCAAUGAGGUAUUAUCUGUCUGGUUUGUGUGAAAUAAGAGCUACAGGGUACGGGUCAAUUCCAUUUAAAUUCACAGAAAUUUAAAAAAAAAUCCUGGAUUGACUGAAUUGAAAUGGAAUUGAACCAAACACCUGAUGAGGUCAUACUACAUUAAUUUAAAAUAUUUUUCACGACUUCUGAUUAUAAUUACAUACCUACAUACAUAUAAGGGGAUGUUAUCAACAUUAUUUUAUCAAACAGAUCAGUGAAUCUGUACAUACAUUAGGACAUGUAUUUAGUCAGCAGGCAUUGGAAUCCACUGUUAAAUAUAUCAUUGCUAAUUGAUACCGGUGUCAAAACAGUACUAAGUAAGAGUGUAGACGCAUGAUAAAAUACUGGAUAUUUGCAUGACAACAAUGUUCUGCUGCUGGGCUUGUGAUCACUGAGAGAAGUGGCAAAUCAUAUGUUGAUAUUCCUGCUUCUGGAAUCUGCAUUUUAAAACGUCUCCAAUUUCUUUAUUUUUGUGAUGAACCAGUUUCACAACGGACAGGCAUGUGUAAUCUUGUUUAUUUUAGCGUGAUAGAAGAGUAUCGGUAACAUUCAACUAGCAAUCUACUAACCCUAAACGUAUCUCUAAACCUAGUUAGUUAACACUAACCUUAGCAAGCAGUUAUAACCUCAGCAAGCAGUUGCUUAUCAACAGAUGGUAUAUGGGGUGGCAGGCUAGCCUAGUGGUUAGAGCGUUGGACUAGUAACCGGAAGGUUCCGAGUUCAAACCCCCGAGCUGACAAGGUACAAAUCUGUCGUUCUGCCCCUGAACAGGCAGUUAACCCAGGCCGUCAUUGAAAAUAAGAAUGUGUUCUUAACUGACUUGCCUGGUUAAAUAAAGGUAAAAUUAAAAAUAAAAUAUCAACAGGUAGUUUGUUGAUAGUAUGACCAUCUGUGGAGCAUCCAAGUAAUGUUCACAACUCUAUGUUACGAUCACUGGUAUGCAUAGUUGCAGACAACUUUUUUCAUAUUCAUUUUUCUGUCUAGCAUCUGAACUAGUAUGAGUUAUAAUUGUUAUUGGACAUGUGUAUUAUUAUUAUUUUGCUCUAUGAGAGCGCGAGAACCUGCAUUUUUUUUAUUUUUAAGAAACAAUAAAAAUACUUUCACUACCAUGUCACAAAAAAAUUAAAUAAUAUAUUUUAACAUUAUUUACAUUGUGUGUGUGUGUACAAUCUUGACAAUAUAUACAAAUAAAUAAUUUACAAAUAAAUAAUGUCUCCAUGGCAUUGUCAGUUUUAAACUUCCACAGGCAUUCUUUUUUCUUGUCAAUAAACGGCUUCAUGUUG
Messenger RNA from Oncorhynchus masou masou (cherry salmon), 4059 nucleotides. It is a transcript of the gene scarb2c, whose product is annotated as scavenger receptor class B, member 2c. NCBI's taxonomy places the organism in Eukaryota, Metazoa, Chordata, Actinopteri, Salmoniformes, Salmonidae. Gene Ontology annotation, cellular component: lysosome; cytoplasm; plasma membrane. The record is from RefSeq and is a predicted model, not a curated record. Gene Ontology annotation, molecular function: scavenger receptor activity. Gene Ontology annotation, biological process: receptor-mediated endocytosis; protein targeting to lysosome.